AGUGGAAUAAUAUUUAAAAUCAAAUAAAAAUGUAAUUUUAAACGUGUUUUUUAAAGCAAUAUGAUAUUGUUUAAUGAUGGUUUUUAUUUAAUUCGAAUAUUUUUUAUUUUACAAUUAAUUAAAACGGCAGCGUUUGAAUCAUCUGAAGAUGCAACAAAUUUUUAUAAACAUUUACCAGCCCAAGUUGUAUGGGCCGUAUUAGACAAGAAUGUGGAUUUACCAUGUGAUGUGACACCACCAACACCCCAAGAUAGUGUUGCUAUGGUUUUAUGGUUUAAAGGUGAAUCAGGAAUACCUUUAUACAGUUUAGAUUGUAGAGGUGGGCCAAUAGAAAAUGGAACACAUUGGGCAACCAGUGAUAAUUUAGGUACCCGUAGUUUCUUUGUAACAGGAACUGCACCGUCAAAAGCUCAUUUACAUAUACGAAACAUUGAAUUAAGUGAUGAAGGUAUAUUCCGAUGUCGAGUUGAUUUUUUUAGUUCACCUACAAGAAAUUUUCGAUUAAAUUUAACUUUAGUUGUUCCACCAUCUGAACCGAAAAUUUUUGAUGGUCAAGGGCAUGAAGUAUUAAAUUUAGCCGGUCCAUUUUUGGAAGGAUAUGAUUUAUUUUUAUCAUGCCAAGUGAAAGGUGGACGACCACAUCCCACGCUAAUGUGGUAUGAAGGUGAUAAUAUUUUAGAUGGUGUUAUCGACACAAGUAUUGAUUCAUACACAACUGUAAAUCAAUUAACUAUCAGGAAAGUUUCAAGAAAAAUGAAUAAUGCACGUUUUAUUUGUAAAGCCCAAUCUUCAUUUGACAGUCCGCCAAUCACACGAGAAGUUAUGGUUGCUGUUUAUUUAAAACCUGAUUAUGUUAAAUUAAUAUUACCAUCACAACUCUUAUCAGUACAAAAAACACAUUUAUUGAAAUGUGAAACUUCUGGCUCAUUUCCUCCAGCCAUUAUAACAUGGUUUCUAGAUGGAGAGCCAAUUACCAAUGCUACCUCAACUAAAAAACAACAUGGAAAUGUUACUAUAAGCGUUUUAAAUUUAAGAGUAGUUAUUUCUGAUGAUAACAAAGAAAUUAUUUGCCGAGCAGCGAAUCCACACAUUCCAGAUGGAUUUGUUGAAGAACAUAAAACAUUACACGUAGCCUAUCCUCCAGCUGUAUAUAUAGUUGCUGGGCCAGGUAUCGAUUCUACAAGUUUACAUGAAGGUUCUGAAAUAAACCUUACAUGUGAAGCUCAUGCAAAUCCGAAACCACAUAAAUAUAAUUGGUUCCAUGGCGACCAACUACUUCAGUAUAAUGAAGUAGAAGGUAUCAUUCCAGUCGAUAAAACACUGGUAUUACGAAAGUUAGGACGACAGUCUAGUGGUGAAUAUCGAUGCGAUGCUGUAAACAGUGAAGGCGAAACAAGAAGUGUUCCAUUUAAAAUUAAAGUUUUAUAUAAACCACGAUGUCGACCUGGCUAUGCAAUUAAAGAAAUAGGAGCAUUUGAAAAUAAUGCACUAAUUGCACAUUGUGAAGUCGAGGCAUCACCUAGUAUAGUGAAAUUCUACUGGACAUACAAUAAUUCACAAGGCAAUUUCCUUCCAGUACAAGGUUCACGAACUGUAUCAAAUGGGCUUGUGAGUUUAUUAUAUUUCACACCAUCGAAUGAAAAAGAUUACGGAACUUUAGCGUGCUGGGCAACAAAUUCAGUUGGAAAUCAAGAAGUUCCAUGUUAUUUUCAUAUCAAACAAGCGCGUCCUCCAAGUCCACCGCAAAAUUGUCAAAUUCGUUAUCUUGAACAGAUAAGUGUCGAAAUUACGUGUACACCAGGCGAAGAUGGUGGUAUAACACAACGAUUUUCUUUGGAAGUUCUUGAAGAUAGCGCUAAACUUGAUUUUACGCAUGAUCGAGCUGUAAAUGAUCAAGCGACGAAUUUAGUAUCCCAUUCACCAAGACUGUUUCGUGUUGUUGAAAACCAACCAGUAUUCUAUCUACAUAAUUUAGAUCCGGGUCAUGAAUAUAAAUUAGUAAUACAUUCAAUAAAUUCGCGUGGACUAAGUGAUCCACCAGUUGUUAUUGACGGUGUUAAAAUUCAACAAAUGCUACAAAAACUUGAAGACACAGACAUUUCAAAAUUUCAAAAUAAUAUUGAAAAUGUAAGCCCAGUGGCUGACAAAGAGGAUAUACCAAAACUGUAUUUAAUAAUAAUUAGUGCAAGUAUUUUAUCAAUUAUAAUAAUUACAACGGUAGUAUCAAUAUUAGUUUGUGCGUGCAAAAAAACAAACAAUAGACAAUCCGAUAAAGGAAUGGAUUUAGCAGUAGUACGCCGUCGCCGAGAACCCAGUGAUGAUGGUGGUUUUGGUGACAGUUUUCGACGACAUUCAGAAAUGUUUACACGUAGUGCUAGUAUUGAACAAAGUGUUCCAAUCUCACGUAGAAUAUCACAACAUUUAGUCAUAGAUCAUCCUGACCUCAUUCUACACUAAAAUAAUCUAUAUUUUAUAAUUCUUCUGGUUUUAUCUUUAA
This is a messenger RNA of Chrysoperla carnea, 2497 nucleotides long. It is a transcript of the gene side, whose product is annotated as hemicentin-1. Bases 61 to 2457 code for a protein of 798 amino acids. Gene Ontology annotation, molecular function: protein binding. The transcript is spliced from 13 exons. NCBI's taxonomy places the organism in Eukaryota, Metazoa, Arthropoda, Insecta, Neuroptera, Chrysopidae. The record is from RefSeq and is a predicted model, not a curated record.